AUGAAAUAUGGCAUAUCCGAGCAAGCUGGAGCUGUCAGUGGAGUGUUCAAUGCCUCCAAUGUGAUAAGGAUAUUUGACAAUAGAUUAGCUAUUGUCAAAUGUAUAAUGUUAACAGAGAUAGUUGUCGUGAGAAAGGAGGGCAACAAGAUUCAAUAUAACUUUAACACGGACAUUGAAGAUUCAGUCGUGCAAGCCAAGUGGGCUAUCACAAACAACAAAUCUGACUACGCUCUGGAGGUGUUAGAGGAAACUGCUAGUAAAUUGCACAAACGUAAAAAACUUAUCCGAAUUGCCGAUACGUCAGAAGGGGGCUGGGAAACGGUUCGACAAUACCAGGCGAAUCCUGUAGCCAGCGACAGUGACGAUGAAUCUAAGAUUUCCAAGGCGGAAAACCGUGCUCUCCGCAAACGCAAGCGAUUUCAAUCGAAAAAAAAAAAUCGCCGAACGACGCAACUGGGAAACGCACAUUAUUUCCCAGGCCUACUUCUACUGUUGGGAGUAUUGGGAGCGUUCCAUUUCCUCAAUGGGGUAUGCAGCCAUCAACGUCAGGUACCUUUUCGGGAGUCAACGGUUCUCUCGGGACGUCUAAUUUUCGUCCCUACACAAGGAAGACGUUUGGAAGUUGCUUCGCCUGCGGAGACUUCACGCACUACAGAAAAGAUUGUCCCUACAUGUCAGGUUCCUUCAACAAGCAGAGUCAAUCAGCCAUCGAUGUCACCCAGAACAGAAAAUGAGUCAUCAGUUUUGACAGAUGAGUAUUCUAUUUUUAGAUGUAAUUGUUAUGAUUUACACGGUGACAGUUUUACGCAUGAAUAUUUUGAGUAUAAACAGGGUCAAAAAGCAAUAAUUGUUAAAGAUAGGUUAAAACAGUGUUAUGAUUUUUGGCAUAGGAUUGGUGCUAAUGAUUUUAUACUGGAUACAAUCAAAAUGUUUCUCGGACGAAAUAGAAGAUUUACCAGAUGUUUUGGUCGAUAAGGUGACCUGGAUCCCAGAACUACUGAAGGAUGCUCGUGCCGACAGUACCACCAAAUGUUACAAUCGAGGUUUUAUUCG
Molecule: messenger RNA, 1053 nt
Organism: Mercenaria mercenaria
Lineage: Eukaryota; Metazoa; Mollusca; Bivalvia; Venerida; Veneridae
Exons: 3
Coding region: 1-975 (324 amino acids)
Source: RefSeq, a predicted model, not a curated record